Osmerus eperlanus (European smelt) is the source of this 3878-nucleotide messenger RNA. Its product is annotated as glycogen synthase kinase-3 beta-like. The transcript is spliced from 10 exons. Gene Ontology annotation, molecular function: ATP binding; protein serine/threonine kinase activity. Gene Ontology annotation, cellular component: axon; nucleus; cytosol. Bases 231 to 1550 code for a protein of 439 amino acids. Lineage: Eukaryota; Metazoa; Chordata; Actinopteri; Osmeriformes; Osmeridae. Gene Ontology annotation, biological process: protein phosphorylation; extrinsic apoptotic signaling pathway in absence of ligand; negative regulation of canonical Wnt signaling pathway. The record is from RefSeq and is a predicted model, not a curated record.
ACCUAGGCAGCAGCUACCGUCAACUUCAUAUCCCAGGAGGCAAUGCGAUCUGUCAGUUCCUAAGGUCUACAAGCCCAGACAACCUGCGAAAGGGAGGACUCGUCGGUGCGGCGACAAUUCUCUCGGUCUUUCAACGAUUAUUGUUGUUAAAAUAGAGGCAUACAUUAAAAUUCAAUUGGGUAGAAGUAGAGCAUUCCAAGCCUCCCGCCCCGCUACCCCUGCACAGAGAUAUGAGCGGCAGCGGGCGGCCCAGAACUAGCUCGUUUGCUGAGCCACAAGGUGUACCAGGAGCCGCCGCAGCAUCCGCUGGAUCAGCCGCUGCCGUGGGGAGCAGCACAGGAAAGUCCGGGGUCCCGCAGGCCUCGGGGAGCAGCUCGUCGGGAUGCUCGAAUUUAAAGCUGACCAGAGACAGCGGAAAGGUGACGACGGUGGUCGCCACGCCCGGCCAGGGCCCAGACCGCCCCCAGGAGGUGUCGUACACAGACAUCAAGGUGAUCGGUAACGGUUCGUUUGGUGUGGUUUACCAGGCACGACUCAUCGACAGCCAGGAGAUGGUGGCCAUUAAGAAGGUCCUGCAGGACAAGAGGUUCAAGAACCGAGAACUCCAGAUCAUGAGGAAGCUGGACCACUGCAACAUUGUCAGGCUACGCUACUUCUUCUAUUCCAGUGGUGAAAAGAAGGAUGAGGUAUACCUUAACCUGGUGCUGGACUUCGUCCCAGAGACUGUGUACAGAGUGGCCCGCCACUUCAACAAGGCCAAGAGCAUCAUUCCUAUUAUUUACGUCAAGGUGUACAUGUACCAGCUCUUCCGUAGCCUGGCCUACAUCCACUCCCAGGGCGUGUGUCACCGAGAUAUCAAGCCCCAGAACCUGCUAGUGGAUCCAGAGACAGCCAUUCUCAAGCUCUGUGACUUUGGCAGUGCCAAGCAGCUGAUCCGUGGGGAGCCUAAUGUGUCAUACAUCUGCUCGCGGUACUACCGCGCCCCGGAGCUCAUCUUCGGGGCCACUGACUACACGGCCAACAUCGACAUCUGGUCGGCAGGCUGCGUGCUGGCAGAGCUGCUGCUGGGACAGCCCAUCUUCCCCGGAGACAGCGGUGUGGACCAGCUAGUGGAGAUCAUCAAGGUUCUGGGGACCCCGACCAGAGAGCAGAUCCGAGAGAUGAACCCCAACUACACAGAGUUCAAGUUCCCCCAGAUCAAGGCCCACCCCUGGACCAAGGUGUUUAAGCCUCGCACCCCUCCCGAGGCCAUCGCCCUGUGCUCCCGCCUGCUGGAGUACACCCCCGCCACGCGCUUCUCCCCCCUCGAAGCCUGCGCACACACCUUCUUUGAUGAACUCCGCCAGCCCAACGCCCGUCUGCCCAGCGGGCGAGACCUGCCCCUGCUCUUCAACUUCAGCACCACCGAGCUGUCCAUCCAGCCCCAGCUCAACUCCACCCUCAUCCCUCCUCAUGUCCGCGUUCAGACCUCCUCCUCCUCUCACGAUGGGAUUGGUUCUGAUGGCUCGUCUCAACAUAGCUCUGUACCCGGCUCCCUCAACAGCACCUGAACCAUCCUCAACCUCAGCUCACCUGCCAGCCCCCAACCCUGCGUGCACACACACACACAUACACUCACACACAUACUACAUCCUGGACAGCUUUCUCCAUGCUGCUUGUUAUCUCCCAUUGGUUAGAGCCAUUCCUUUUUGUACUGUACAUAUACACACCUGGGAACUUUUGUUAACGUUCAACUCAAACAAAACUAGUGCUCUGAGAGACAUGGAGACACCCUCACAGUGUUAUUUCAUGCCCUACUUUGACCCAUUAGCUCAGUUCUGUGUGUGUGGUUAGAACCCUGAUGCUGCUGCUGAUUGGUUAAAGGUCCUGUUGGAGGGGCAGGUCCUCUGGAUAAUAACUUUUUUUUUUCUUAUUUGUAUUUUUCGUAUUCCUUCCGCUUAUUUUUUUUUUUCAACAAUACUUUUUUGUUGAAUUUGUUUUCUUUUAACUGGAGUUUAUUUAUUGGAGACAGAUGACCACAUGAGCAGCUCAUGGCCCCUAUACCACAUAAUGUCAGAGAGAAAAGCUCUCUCACCUCCAGGGCUCUCACUUAGAGUUUUUUCAACACAUACCUCCCUUCAACCAUACCUGGGGUUGACCUCCAUUCUGAUACGACAGGACUGGUGGAAGGCAGCAGAAUUGUGUUGGGGUGUGACAUUUCCCUUAUCGGGUCAGAGGUCAACUCCCAAUGAGAGGAGGGAGGUUUUGUGAUUUCAGACGAGGCUGUAGUGUUUUUUCUUCUUCUGGCUAGUCAGAAACCAUGAAUGGCCCCACCUUGACAGGGCAUUUUAGAAACUAAUUGUUUAGUUGUGGAAACACAUACUCGGGCCUGGGUGCCAUAUGGACGUGGAGAGAAACGGUAGUGUUUUUUAUACGUUUUAUUAAAUUACCAUGAAAACUGAUGACAACAGCUGCUUUUUUUCCUCCUUUUUUUGCAUACUUAAUGUAAAUGUAUUUAUUAUUUUAAAUAGGUUUUCAGAGUGCCACUAUUCACUCUGAAAAGGUUGGGGAGGGAUGGAAGGGGAGGGAGGUGGAAGUGAUCGAUUUACUAGCUAUAUUUGUUAACCAUUUUCCAUCGGUGGGAAAUGUCUCUAAGGAAGUCUUAAUAUUGGUUGCAAGAAGGAUUUCCAUAGAAUUAAGACACACAAACACACACACAUGUGCUGGAUUGAGACAGCAGCUGUAAAGGAUUUAUCAACUGUGGUACAGCCGUCUAUAUAAAGAAAGUAUCUAUAUAGGCUUUCAGCAGCCAUUUUGACUAGAGUAUUAACUAUGGAAUAACUGACUCCUGCUUGAACAGGACACAUCUCUGUGCCCUUCAGUUCUGUGAAAUAGGGUUUGUAAGUGUGUGUGAAUGUGAGUUUGUAACCAUGUCUACUCUUGUUGCCAGUGUCGUAGGGAGGAUUCAGAGUUUCUUUAAUCCUGACAUCGUGUAGCUACUUCACGUGAGACGAUGUGGGAAGGUUGAGGGGUAAAGCAUGGCUGGGGUUUGGUGUCCGACAAUAGUGUGUGUGUUGUCCUUGUAAGCUGUACCCUUCAAUCCAGACCGCACAGUUUAAAAGCUAGUGUUGUAGGUUUAGAUCAGUUGUCAGUACUGACCACUUGAAAGCUUCUAGUGCAAGCCUUUUCUAUUGUGAAACCCUGCCCUCUCGUCUUACAAUGUGAUCAACAACUCUGUAUAAUAACUUUGUUUUACAGAACACUGUACUGUAGGUAUGUUUUAUUAAGCUUCCCUGGUGUCCCCUGUAAGGUGGGGUUUGGGCAUUAGCACCAGUUAUAAACCUGAAAAGAUUUAACUCUUGCCCAUGUGGCACCUCGGUAAAGAAAAUACUUUUAGCAUACCUUAUGUUGACAUCCUUUGAUUUCAGAAGCCAUUAGUUGUUUUCCCCUAAUGUAUCGUACUCUUGUUGCACAUGUGUAAAUAUCUCACAUUUGUGUUUAUUUUUGAUUCCAAUGUUUGUUGGAUUGACCCCUCAUGGGAUGUGAGCUGGUCACCACGGCCCAGGUUCAUUUUCCAUUCCUCUGUUUGUAAAUACUCGAUUUUUUUCUUUCAUGUCCUGAUCCAAGAUGUACAGAAAUUAAAUUGAUGCUUUUCACCUCAACCUGACCCUUCCCCUCCUCCCUCUCUCCCUGGUCAUGUUCUCCCAACGUGCUGGAUCUCUCUCCUCUGCCGCUUGUUCUAGAUCCCCAGACUGUGGUAGUGGGCAUUUGUCUGUCAGACAAGUUUGGAGAGCUGAAAUAGUGCAGAUAAGUUAAAUAAACCAGGAGGAGGGAGAGACAGAACACCCAUCUGUCUGUGUGUAUGAUAUGGGCUCAUUUAAUAAAGUGAUGAAACAGAU